Molecule: messenger RNA, 936 nt
Organism: Ascochyta rabiei
Lineage: Eukaryota; Fungi; Ascomycota; Dothideomycetes; Pleosporales; Didymellaceae
Exons: 1
Coding region: 1-936 (311 amino acids)
Cellular component (GO): mitochondrion
Molecular function (GO): flap-structured DNA binding; Y-form DNA binding; crossed form four-way junction DNA binding
Source: RefSeq, a predicted model, not a curated record
AUGGUACAUAAGAAGCCUGCCGUAACAGCCAAGGUGCUGCAAGCCUUGCUCAUACGCAUUGGCUCCGCCUCAUCAGGAACCAAAAGCACUCUACUCGCGCGAUUCCAACGCAAGAUUCAACAACCCGGCGUCUUCCAUCGCCCAUCUGAAGGGGGCAAACAACCGCGCAAACCAUGGAAUCGCAAGCUACGAGUCAUGAGUAUCGAUAUGGGUAUCAAGAAUCUCGCCUUCUGCGAUGCUGAAGUCACUUACUCUGCCACCGAGUCCGCCUCAGAACCAAACCUUGGGGCUACCAUGAACGUCCUACGUUGGAAGAAGAUUGAUCUCGUGGGCAGCGCAUAUAACAACAAAGACCACCUCCUACCAGAGAAGGGUCAAGAAGUCAUGGAAAGCACAGAAGACGACGCAGACCCGUACUCCCCCUCGGUCCUCUCCAAAACAGCACAUCGCCUGAUCACAGAAGAAGUCCUGAGCACCAGCCCAGACAUCAUACUCAUCGAGAAGCAGCGCUGGCGCUCCGGCGGCGGCAGCGCAGUCCAGCAAUGGACGGUGCGCGUCAACACGCUCGAAGCAAUGCUAUGGGCGAUUCUCGAGACGCUAAAGGCCGCACCUCCCCACCAGGGCACCAACGCUGCAAAGCCAAAGCACGACUACAACGUCUACGCCAUCGACCCGAAGCGCGUAGGCCAAUACUGGCUAAGCGGGCACGCGCGCGCGCUGCGAGAGAGAAGAAACGAAGCCACUCCAGCGCCCAACGCCAGCACACCGCAAUCUCCACCCUCGCAAGACAAGUCGAGGGACAAGGCGCGCACAACGACGCGCCCAAACAAGAAACAGCCGAGUCGGGCCAGAGCCGAGAAGGCAGCUAAAAUCAACAUCCUCCGCUCCUGGCUGUCCCCCCCACCAUGUCCACAGAGCCAUCCACACCCUCCUUGA